AUACUUUGUUUCUGUACGGGAUAUUUAUGUUGUAGAUUUUUCUUGUUUUUUUUUUUUUUUUUUUGGUACUACAUCUUUCAAACACAAAGCUUAUGAAUCAAUCAAUCAAAAGUACAUGAACUGACGCUUUAUUUCAUUUAUUCAGGAAUAAUUUCCACUCAUAGUUCUGUUGAGUAAUGGCACGAGAACUUCCUUCGAACGGUGUCCAACAUGCGCACCAGCCAAAGUUCACUCGGUGCCAUAAAGUAUCCACGAUAAUGACAUACACACCCUGCGGAAUAAUACUCCGCCGCAUCAUGUGCUCGUCAUUUCAUGUGGACAAAUCAUUACACCUACGUUCAAAACAAAUACUGUACGUUUCACGGUACGGCAAACGACUCUCAAAAUGCCGCAGAGUUUAACCGACGUUCUGCAGCAGUGGCAAUGCCUGGAAGAAGAGUAUCAGCGUGCUCAGGAGACGUACAGGACGUACCUGCAAAAAGUGGAGGAAAUCUCCAAACUGCAGGAGAGCUGCACUUCCUCCAUUUACCGCCAACAAAAGGGACUCAAGGAGAUCUCCUCGCUGGUGAAAAAGUGCAGCAAAGGACCGUCGGAAGCGGACGCCCUCGAUGAAAUAAAAGAGAAAAUAAAGAUGCAAAGCAACGCUUUUUAUGAAAUGGAAGCCUUCCUCCCCAGGAAAAACGGGCCGUACCUCCGUCUAGUUCUCGGGAACGUGAAUGUCACCCUGCUCAGCAAACAGUUAAAAUUUGCCUACAAAGAUGAAUACGAGAAGUUCAAGCUGUACCUCACUGCCGUGCUGCUGCUGUUUUCCUUCACGUGCUAUUUCUUCGUCAGCUACAGAUUUCUCGAUCCCGUCCUCAACUUCCUGCUGGUGUGGUAUUACUGCACGUUAACAAUCAGGGAAAGUAUCCUCAUCACCAAUGGCUCCAGAAUCAAAGGGUGGUGGGUUUCCCAUCAUUACGUCUCAGCUUUUUUGUCCGCUGUAAUGCUGACAUGGCCAGACGGCAACCUGUACAAGACAUUCAGGAACCAGUUCCUAGCGUACUCCCUCUACCAAAGUUUUGUCCAAUGUCUGCAGUGUUACUAUCAGAGCGGAUGUCUCUACAGACUCAGAGCCCUGGGAGAAAGACACAACAUGGAUCUGACCGUCGAGGGAUUUCAGUCCUGGAUGUGGAAAGGGCUGACGUUUCUUUUGCCCUUCCUGUUUUUCGGUCACUUCUGGCAGCUCUUCAAUAGUCUCUCUCUCUUCAGAAUGGCUCAGCUCCCAGAGUGCAAAGAAUGGCAGGUUAGCGCUCGCUCGCAAAGUGCAGUUUUUACUCCCUCUUAUUGCUUCGUUUCCGCGUUCGACAUCGACAUUCAUUCAUUCAGAGACGUCUUAUUAGCUGCCCCAAAAAUGGGCAAACCUUUGGAGUUUAUCUUAUGUCAAAAUGUACGUACUUUGGUUUACUUUUCAAGACAAAAAGCUUGUUCCUGGUUGAACCAGAAUGUUUCAGAAAACCAUCCACCCAUUUUCUUGUGCCGCUUAUCCUCGCGGGGGUCGUGGAGAGUUCUGGAGCCUAUCCCAGCUGUCAACGGGCAGGAGGCGGGGGUACACCCUGAACUGGUUGCCAGCCAAAACCUUUUACUCUCUUAACCAGUACGCGGAGUUGGACCCAAAUACACGACACGGAAAUAUCUUUAUUCAGUCCAGAGGCGGUAACCAGGCGGGCAGUUCCACGAGAGCAGCAGCGAUAAUGACGUCAGGUUUACGGGGUAGGUCGGGGGACAGGCAGGGGGUCGGUACGCUGGGAGUCGAGAUCAGAAUCGAGGAAGUGCGGGAACGAGGGAUCGAUGGCAACGAUCUGGCAAAGCCAGACCGUCCGCUGGGUCCUGUAAGUGCUGCAGGUAAUUAGUGGGGAUGAGGCGCAAGUGUGCAACAGCCAAGGCUAGGACCGGCAGGAUCAUGACAUUGACGGUAAUUUCCGGACUAUAAGCCGCAACUUUUGUCACACGCUUUCAACUCUGCGGCUUAUACAAUGACGUGGCUAAUAUGCAUUUUUUUUCUAACAACCACUAGGGGCGCUCAAGCAGAAAAGGUAAGAGUGAGACAGGUGGAAUAUAUGUGUCGAGGAAGACGCAAGUUUAAUGUAACGUUGCGCUUUGCGGGUGAAUAAAAUUAGCAUGAACAAACCCUCGUCACGGAAAAUGCAGUAAGAAAUGCAUAUGACGCAGCUUUCAAGUGCAAAUCGAGCUGGUCGAUCAAGGUAAUGAAAGCAGGUGGCCUGAACCGUGUUACUGCUGUGUUACUGCCGCGUCUCAGUGACUUUUACCGGCAUGUUUUUUUUUUUUUUUUUUUUACCUCAAGUAAGUAAGUACUUCAUGUUUCAAUGUGGGCACAUGCGGCUUAUACACGGGUGCGGCUUACGUACUGUAUGUACAAAAUGUUUUUUCCUUUAAAAAUGUACUGGGUGAGGCUUAUAAUCAGGCGCGUUUUGUAGUCCAGAAUUAGGGUAAUCUCGUGGUAAAGUUAAGUUAUACUGUAAAUAUCUACACGGGUCUCAGUUAUCCGUGUAUCAGAAUGUAAAAAUCAUAUUCUGUGACAGGUUUUGGUGUGCAGCCUCUGCUUCUUUGUUCUGUUCUUGGGAAACUUCUUCACGACGCUUGCUGUGAUCCAUCAGAAGCUUAAACAGAAGAAUCAGAAAACGAAGAUUCUGUGACACAAAAAGUAUCAGUAGCAGAUCAAGUAAUUUAGUAGUAUAAUUAAUAGAACUGAAAGUCAUAUGCCGUCAAAUGAUAGUGUAUUAGAAAGCUUAGUAUGUUUUUGAGAGCAGCGUUUGAGACUUGCCAUUUAUGUAAUGAUAUAGUUAUUACAUCUUUGUUUUAAAAAUUUUUCAAGGUUAAUGUACGACAUGUAUUAGUCUGGACUGCACUUCAAUUUGUUUUGCUGUGUUUGGUGACUAAAUAAGAUACACACGACA
Syngnathoides biaculeatus (alligator pipefish) is the source of this 2957-nucleotide messenger RNA. RefSeq names its product ion channel TACAN-like. The transcript has 11 exons. Gene Ontology annotation, cellular component: membrane. Gene Ontology annotation, biological process: fat cell differentiation. Lineage: Eukaryota; Metazoa; Chordata; Actinopteri; Syngnathiformes; Syngnathidae. Bases 386 to 1633 code for a protein of 415 amino acids. The record is from RefSeq and is a predicted model, not a curated record.